Pleuronectes platessa (European plaice) is the source of this 1684-nucleotide messenger RNA. RefSeq lists its product as uncharacterized. The record is from RefSeq and is a predicted model, not a curated record. NCBI's taxonomy places the organism in Eukaryota, Metazoa, Chordata, Actinopteri, Pleuronectiformes, Pleuronectidae. The transcript has 14 exons. Bases 366 to 1127 code for a protein of 253 amino acids.
CGUUCAGCGACUGGAGGGAGUUUUUCUUUAUUCCGCAGCAGUCACAACCGACAGACAUGCCAAACGAGACUACAGCCAGAGACUGUCAGUCCAUUCCAGACAUGACGCAGAUAUAUCGAGUUUUGUGAUGGGAAGCCCAGGUGUUGAAAGAAGAAGAGCUGGGAGUGAACUGUCUUUGACAUCUUUCUUUUCAAUGGCUACCCACGCAGGGGUGCUUGUUGAAAUCUGCAGGUUGUAGCCAUCACCCCAGAAGAGGGUGAGACAGACAUGCCAGAAGAGUCGAGAAACUAUCAGUCCACUUCGUAAGUAGGCUUCUUUCAUUCAGGUGGUUGAAAUCAGAGGCUGUGAGCGGCUGAAACUCUGCAAUGCAUCGAUACAAUACAGAUUAUCAACCUCUCAGAGACAUGCCGCAGAUAAUAGCAGUUUUGCCUUCAGCUUCCUGGAGAAUGUUCUGUGUGAUCCUGGGUGGAAUCACGAACAACACUCAUGUAGAGUUUGUAAAGAUGAUUAAAAGCCACGGACACACUGAGGUCAUGGAUCCUGAAGGAUGUGACUACUGUCUGCUCUUCUGUCCCAUCACUUCACGAGUUGGAACCGACGUGGAGUUGGCUCUCAGAAAGAUUCCUGCAAAUAAGCCGACGAUCCUGGUGGUGAUGUAUCACACCUUCGAUAGUUACCGCGUCGUACCAGAGAGCAGCAGCCUGACGGAGGACCCACGCGUCCACCUCACAGUGAGCUGUCUGUUCUAUGAGCAGAAUCUGCUGAACUCUGCCCGCAACGUUAAGGCGAAGAAUGAGAUCAGGAAGUUUCUCGGAUUAUCCCAGAACCUGUCCAUCAUCAGCAGGAGCCUGUUGUCCAUCAGAAAAAGCCUGUUGUCCAUCAGAAGGAACCUGUUGUCCAUCAGAAGGAACUCCUGGUCCAUCAGAAGUUCCUCCAUGUCCUCAGACGCGAAGUGGGCCCUGGUCUCUCUGGCUUUCUCCCUGAUCUUCUACGGGGCAUACACACAGCGGGUCAAAUGGCUCGGAUAUCUUGGUAUCUGGCCCAGAAGGAACAUCUGCAGUUACUUUAGAGUGUCCCCGGGUUAUACUAUUCUAGCGACAACAAACAUCUGCUCUUCAUCGGUGUAGGCCUGGUGGUUGUUAUUCUGAUUGUUCUGCUGAUCUUUUAGCGACACGGAACUAACAUGACGGAGGACAGUGAACACGCAAGACAACACAAAAUCCCAAUAAGGAAUCUCGUUGAAUCUCAUUAUCACAAUUAACUAUUCCUAAAUUAACUAGUCAUGUGUGUGUAGUUGUGAAGGUUCCAGGGCUGAAGAUUGCCACGAGAAAUGUUAUGAUGUAGUUUUUCAUUCAGGAGAGAAAAAUGAAGAAAAUGCAUUGAAGUGGAAUGAAAAAAAAUCCAGUUUGCCUGAUCUGGGCCACAAGGAAGACUUAGUAAUACCACAUGUCAACCGAAAGUGGGAAACAUCAGCUUUAAUGCCUCAUUUUCUGUGAAGUUCAAAGUUGCGAUGACUAGAAUCACACCUGCUCUGAUUCGAUGAGGUUUCCAAUGAAGACUCACUUUUAUUUAAAAUAAAGAUUGUUGCUGCUUCAUGCUGCUUGAAAUAUUAAGAUCACAUCAUGUUUGUGCCGCUUGUCUCUGUAACCGCUGAAAAUGAAUCAAUAAAAGUCUCGUAAAAGUU